AUGGGCAACAAUGCAUCAGCUCCUUCAAUACCAGAGGAUGAAAAAUUAAAAAAAAAAAGAGAGUUGGUUUUAGAAGAAAUUAUACAGACAGAGAAAUCUUAUGUGACAUAUUUAGCAGCAAUUCAAGAGGUAUAUAUUGAUCAAUUAAGAGGUCAAUAUAAAUCAUUAAUAAAAGAGGACAAUAUUAAAGCUUGUUUUCUAACAGAACCAUUAUUAGAAUUUCAUGUACAGUUUUUUACAGAGUUGGCAAUUUGCUAUAAUUCAUUCAGUUGGUCAACAGAUGUUUUACCACCACAAUCACUCACUAGAUCAGUAACAACAUCACAAAACAGACUAUCAACUACCACCACAACAACUACAACAACAUUUGCAUCAGCAAAGCAAAAGCAAAAAUCAAUUACAUCGUUAGAAUCUAUAGAAUCCAUUACAAGUAUAUUUAAUAAAAAUACAGAGAAUUUUAAAAAAUAUAGUGACUAUAUCAUUGGGUACGAUGCUUCCGUAACAUUGUUGGCUAGAUUAAGAAAAAAAAAAGAUUUUGAAAAUUUUUUAGUUAAAUGCAGAAAUGAUAGCCGUUGCAAUGGUUUAGAUAUUAGUUCAUUAUUAAUUAUGCCAGUUCAAAGAUUGCCUCGUUAUAUCUUACUACUUAAUGAGUUAUUAAAGAAUACACCAGAGAGCCACCCAUGUGCUAAAAUAAUCAAUAAGUGUUUAAAGGGUAUUAAAGAAGUUGCUAUAUUUGUAAAUGAAGCAAAAAGAGAUGAUGAUAAUUCAAGUAAAACUGUUAUACUUCAAGACUUAAUUGUCGAAAAAGUAAAUGUGAAUGAAAGUUUUAGAAAAUAUAUUAAUGAUGGUGAUUUUUUUGUACAUUCAGUUUAUCCAUUAAAAGAAGAGGAUUCAUUAUUAAAAAGAUUAAAAAAAUAUAGAAAGGCUAAAUCAAAGGAUGGUAUGACAGAACAAAGCAUUUUCCCAGAUGAAUUUAAAGCUUCAAAAGAAAUGUUUUACUAUACUUUUAAUGAUUCUUUAGUUUUGUUACAAAAGGUUCAAAAAUCAAUUUUAAGCUUUAAUUCAAAACAAAAUUUAACCAUCCAAGAUGUUUCAUUAAUUACCAAGAUUAGAGUCAUUGAUGUUUUGGAUAUUUUUGGUUUUACAAAUUGUAUUUUAAUAUUUACAGAGAAAUCAAUUUAUUUUGGUCAAUUAGGAAAAAAUAUAAAUAAAGUUAAUUUUAUAACUACACUAACAAUGGUUAAGCAAGAGUUAAAGGAUGAAGGUAGUAGUGGUGCAUCAAGCUCAAACAAUGGAGCAUCAUCAACAUCAGAUCUACCUAGUAUAUUAACAUUAAGACCCACACAGGAAAAAGGUUUCUUUUCAAAUUUAGUUGGUUCAUCCUCAUCCUCGUCAUCACCUUCGCCAUCUUCAAACAAUUUAGCAAACUCACACAAAAAAUCACAAAGUACAACCACAAGCACCAAUCCUCCAAAAGGUAAUCAUAAUAAAUCCUCACCAAGUCAAUCAAAUCCGCCAGCUCCAAGAAAAAGUAUGUUUUUUAAAUAA
Molecule: messenger RNA, 1548 nt
Organism: Dictyostelium purpureum
Lineage: Eukaryota; Evosea; Eumycetozoa; Dictyosteliales; Dictyosteliaceae
Exons: 6
Coding region: 1-1548 (515 amino acids)
Cellular component (GO): cytoplasm
Molecular function (GO): guanyl-nucleotide exchange factor activity
Source: RefSeq, a predicted model, not a curated record